UGGAUGCAAACUGUGGCCUGUGUGUGAGAGACUCAAUGGGAGCAACCAACCAAUUGGAUUUAUAAUCAGGAGUAGCAGUUAUUCUCGACUUAUCAAAGGACCUUCAUGAAUAUGGCAUUGCGAAGACAGUACUUGGUUUUGGUUCUCAUGCUUAGUGCUGCUUGUUACCUGCAACUGUUACUCCUUAUGCAACAGACCGACUUCAACCCGGACGAAGACAUCCUCAGGUCUGUCAGGUUACCUGGGCCAGAUGGGUUAAGGCAACCCAGCCCCUCGAACAUCUCUGGUGACAAAGAAGAAAAGGAAGCAGAGAGUUUGAACCGAGCUGUGACUCCAAGCAUCAACGCCAUAGUGAAACAUCUCCAUUCAAGGAAUAGAAUCAUGUUAAUACAACGUAAACCAGAUGGUAACUUCAUGGUAAAACGUCCCAGUUCAAGGGGUAACUCUAUGGUAAUACAACCUAAACCAAAUGGUAAUUCCAUGGUAAAUGUCGGCGAGUCAAGGAGUAACUUUAUACUAAACAAUAGUAAGAACGUUAUAUUAUUUAAGACUAAGCCACAUGUUCUGGACAAGAAGCUUCGAGAACUCGAUGCAAAGUCCGUUCUGCUGAAGAAAGAGAUUGAUCUUCAGAAGACUCGGGACGCCCAGAGGAUUACCAAGACCCUAUCCCACCGCUGCCAUCGGAAAGUUCACCUAUGGGCCAGCAGAGCCGGUGAGUUGGGAUUCAGUGGAGGUCAACACCUGAUACAAUGCCCUAGAAGUGUCUGCGACGUGGAGCUAACCGUUGAUAUGGAUUUCGAGACGAUGCAGAACAACGAGGCACUGGUCCUCUUUCAUUGGUCUCACUGGGAUUGGGAUAAGAUGCACAAUCAUCGACCACCAGCACAGAAGUGGGUGUUCUAUACGCUAGAGAGUCCUCGGCACACUCGGCCCAUUGUCAUACCACCGAAACGGUACUACAAUACCUCUUAUGACUACAUUAUGACGUACCGAUACGACUCCGACUUCCGCGCGGACUAUGGGCAAUACAGACCAGGGAAACCUGAGAUAGAUCCAGAGGACAAUAGAAACUGGGCGCAGAAUCGGACCAAGUUGGUGGCGUGGAUGGCGUCGAACUGCCAAAGGACAUCUUGGCCAAGGGAAGACUUUGUUGAGAGACUUGCAAGGCACGUACCCGUUGACAUGUACGGCCGCUGCGGUAACCUUACCUGCAAGGCGGGAACCAAGGGGUGUGACCGAACCCUGAGGCAAUACAAAUUCUAUCUCGCCCUCGAAAACAGUGAAUGCACCGACUACAUCACUGAAAAGUUCUGGAUCCAGUCUUUCCUGCGGGAAUUGGUCCCGAUCGUCUUUGGACCACCAAGGAGCGACUACGAGAAAGUGGCGCCUCCUAAUUCGUUCAUACACAUCCAGGACUUCCGAACGACGCAGGAGCUGGCCGACUAUCUGCAGAGGGUGGACAAUGAUGAUGCCUUGUAUAACACGUAUUUCCAAUGGAAGAAAUUAGGGUCUUUGAAACCGUACGGGACGGAACCGAACAUUAUGUGUCAGCUCGGGGAUCGGUUGGAGGCCGAUGAGAGGGCGUUGCAGGACGGGACGUAUGUGCCAUCUAAACAGAAAGACUGGAGAGUUUGGUGGAAGGAGUCAUGUAAACGGAGAGGGGAAAUACCCAAAUAAUGUUUUCACUGAUACAGAAAACUUUUAUUAGUUGGGGAUAAUGAUAGAGAUAAUGAUAGUCAUAGCUGAAAGAGGCUUAAAGAGAAGGUUGAGUUCUGAGAAGAGGUAAAGAAAUAAUUGGUGAGCGUUAUCAUUGUUAUGAUGCAAGCGUGGAAGAACUUCAGAUAAAACAUGUUUCCUGAAAUGACUUCAUAUUCUAAAUAUUACAUGUAACAGCGUAAAAAUCGGGAUGGAUUUUUAUGCCACAUGUUUGUGUUGUCCAAUAUAUAUCUUUCUGUGUACAGUGCUUGUAACUUCACCAAGACUGGGUCAAAUUUUGUAUCAUUGUGAUGUUUCCAGAACCUUGCAGUACACACCAAUACUUAAAUGCUACAUGACCAACUCUUUCUGAGCGAUUCCACACCGUUUCUUUCACAAUGUAAUCGCAUGACCAGAACUCAACUUUAUCUUUAAAGCUGCAGGAUAUGAUGUGUUUGCCUGAAUGGUUGUUACGAAAUUAAACAUUCUUUUACGCAUUAUUUCAAUUACAUAAUUGAACUCCUGCUUAGAGUGUGCUAUUGUUCAUCAACUUGCCUGGUAGAAUUGUAAGUGCAAUACAUCGGUCAAAAUGUUACGUCACAAAGACUUGACCUAAUUUAUUCAGAAAUGCUGACAUCAAUACUCUGUUGUGUAGAUUCUUCCAUUGUUGCAGAAAGGGUGAGAAUUCAUAUUUAUUGUUCAACUUGCCCUGUUCGUAGAACGGAUCGUUGGAUAGGAAUAUCAUGGCAAUGCUUCGGCUUAGUAGACCGCAUAUUCGAUUCGUCUGUGCCUGAAUAUAUUUAUUAAUUUAUUCAUAAAAUGAGACUACCUGCAAAAUAUGUAACUCAAUCAUCAUACGUCGAUACUAACCUUGCAUUUUGGUUUCUAAUAAAAGUGAAAAUAAAACAAUUGUUUUAAAAUGA
Strongylocentrotus purpuratus (purple sea urchin) is the source of this 2618-nucleotide messenger RNA. Its product is annotated as glycoprotein 3-alpha-L-fucosyltransferase A-like. Gene Ontology annotation, cellular component: membrane. The transcript has 3 exons. Gene Ontology annotation, molecular function: alpha-(1->3)-fucosyltransferase activity. Lineage: Eukaryota; Metazoa; Echinodermata; Echinoidea; Camarodonta; Strongylocentrotidae. The record is from RefSeq and is a predicted model, not a curated record. Bases 106 to 1677 code for a protein of 523 amino acids.